AUGAAGUGGAACUUGUUCAAGAAUAAGCCAGAGGCCAUGGUGGGUCCAGAGCCCACGGGCACAGGCGCCACCAUGACCGCGGCCCCAGCUGUCGCCAUCGCCACCACCGUGGCUGAACCCCCAGGCAAUGGCACAGUUUCCAAGAACGACAUGUUCGAAGAGAUCAAGAGCAAGUUCAUGAACGAGAUCGAUAAGAUCCCACGUAAGUCUUCCCUGGUUAACCAAAAUAGUUCAUUCUUUCCCAACCCUGACUCAUAACUCGUGUACAUGGAACAGAGAAGCCAAAAUCUGAAUGAUGUCAUAGGAGCUCAAUUAAAUCCAACCUGUAUUGAGGUGUUUACAUAGUGGUGUCCCCCCCCCCCCGUGUGUUGCAGUGCCAUCCUGGGCCAUCAUAGCCAUCGCUGUGGUGGCUGCCCUCCUCAUCCUCACCUGCUGCUUCUGCAUUAUAAAGAAGUGCUGCUGUAAGAAGAAGAAGAACAAGAAGGGAAAGAAGGGAAAAGAUGGCCUCAACAUGAAGAACAUGAAAGGGGACGAGGUAUGGUGCUUCGGGCUCCGCAUAGAAACUCAGUUCACAGAGUACAUGCAGCUCCCACAGACAUAACUUAUAUCACACUCAGGAUACUUAUUUAAAUUGAACACAAAACUCAUAUGAAAAUCAAUGAGUUACGUUUUUAUUUUUAGAUGAUGAAAGUAGACAAACAUGACAAGGAAUGAAUCUCGGGAUAGCUGACAGACAGGGUUGAAUCUCGGGAUAGCUGACAGACAGGGUCUGUAAUUAUAAGCCUACAAAGCAACACACUCCAUUCCUCCAUAACAACAAGGUUACCUGUUUUAUUAACUGUGCAACCAUUUAUAUUGUUGGACGAACUCAGUAAAGUUUCGGUCAAUAUGUAAAGAUGGAAGAUCUUAAUUAGACCUACAUCGCAACAGCUAAAUACGCUACCUGACCAAAAGUAUGUGGACACCUGCUCGUCGAACAUCUCAUUCCAAAAUCUUGGCCAUUAAUAUGUAGUUGGUCCCCCCUUUGCUGCUAUAACAGCCUCCACUCUUUUGGGAAGGCGUUCCACUAGAUGUUGGAACAUUGCAGCGGGGACUUGAUUCCAUUCAGCCACAAAAGCAUUAGUGAGGUCGGGAACUGAUGUUGGGGGAUUAGGCCUGGCUUGCAUCCCAAAGGUGUUCGUUGGGGUUGAGGUCAGAUCUCUGUGCAGGCCAGUCAAGUUCUUCCACACCGAUCUCGACAAACCAUUUCUGUAUGGACCUCGCUUUGUGCACGGUGGCAUUGUCAUGCUGAAACAGCAAAGGGCCUUCUGUUGCCAUAAAGUUGGAAGAACAGAAUCGUCUAAAAUGUUAUUGUAUGCUGUAGCGUUAAGAUUUCCCUUCACUGGAACUAAGGGGCCUAGCCCGAACCAUGAGAAACAGCCCCGGACCAUUAAUCCUCCUCCACCAAACUUUACAGUUGGCACUAUGCAUUCGAGUUUUACACCACUUCAGCCAACGUUGGCAUUGCGUAUGGUGAUCUUAGGCUUGUGUGCGGCUGCUCUGCCAUGGAAACCCAUUUCAUUAAACUCCUGACGUACAUUUAUUGUGCUGACAUUGCUUCCAGAGGCAGUUUGGAACUCGGUAGUGAGUGUUGCAACCGAGGACAGACCAUUUUUAUGCUCUACGCGCUUCAGCACUCAGUGGUCCCGUUCUGUCAGCUUGCGUGGCCUACCACUUCACGGCUGAGCCGUUGCUGCUCCUAUACGUUUCCACUUCAUAAUAACAGCACUUACAGUUGACCGGGGCAGCUCUAACAGGGCAGAAAUUUGACGAACUGACUUGUUGGAAAGGUGGCAUCCUAUGACGGUGCCACGUUGAAAGUCACUGAGCUCUUCAGUACUGGCCAUUCCACUGCCAAUGUUUGUCUAUGGAGAUUGCAUGGCUGUGUGCUCGAUUUUAUACACCUGUCAGCAACAGGUGUGGCUGAAAUUGCCAAAUCCACUAACUUGAAGGGAUGUCCACAUACUUUUGUAUAUACUGUAUAGUGUAAUUGCAGCAACAGAAUUUGAAUGUUUAGUUCAUAAUGUUGCUUGAUCAGUGGUUAGGCCAAAAGUAGGCUACAUGAAAAGUGCAAUACUGUUAAUAUAACUGUGUGUUAGUGUGGGUUUUCUGUGAAUUCUCAGCAACAAAAGAGUGAUCAAAUUAAGAUCUAACAUCUGUAUAUAGAUUUGACCAACAACAAAUGCUCUUUAUGCAUCCCUUGGUGUAUCAAUAACAACCUUUGAUCUUUCAUUGGCAGCACUUAGACCAGACUUAGGGAGACAUAUCGAUAACCUCCUAUCCUCUCUGUUGUCCUCUCUUGAUGUGGUUGUUGUUGUCGUUUUAAACUGUGUGCUGUACUUCAUUGUGACAUACAGUGAAAAAUGACACAUUUGUUAUGGGAAAGUGACCAGGGAUGGGUUGGAUAAUGGGUAGAGAAGGUAAUGAAGCCCUGUCUUUUGUGGCAUUCCAAUUAGCGGAUGACUGCUAGGGUAAGCUGGCCUCCGUGCUUAAGGAUAAUAGACAUGAUACCCAUGGAUCAGAGGAGCCGUAUCUCAGACAGAGCAAAAUAAACGGGGGAGGACUGUGAAAAGUGCUCCUGCUUAAUUCCAGGCUGAAUGUGUCCGAUAUCAUUAAGAGGGCCCCAUGCACCAGUAACAGUUAAUUAAAACAAUUAAUUGUCUCCACAUGGUGAAAGAUUGUCCUGGAAGUAGGACUUUUUGUAAUUAUGUUUUUAAUGAACAGACAAUCACUGUGUCGUUUUUCAUCGUGUUUUGCCGGUGGUUUGGUUUGUUUUUCUGGUGUGUUGUAAGUUCAAACCUCUUCCUCUGCUCUCCUCCUCUUCACUCUGUCUCUUAUGUGUGCAUCGUGUUUCUUGACUGUGAUGGACCCCUGAUCUACGGUAGGUGGAAGGAUCGCGGUGAUGCUCUCUGGCCCAUGGGCAGAUGAUGAUGAUGAUGAUGAGGGGGGGUUUCAUGGAAUGAAAAUCGUAGCUUCUUUGCUUUUCUAACAUGUUUUGCAAUUAUGGCUUGAGAAUUUAAAUGAGAAAGCUAUGGUCUGCUCCAUAAAACCCUGAGAGAAAACUAAAAAUGAUUGAAAUAACGUAUCGCUCAUGAUGAGACAGUGUGAUGCCAAACUCACCCCAAUAUGAAACGUAUUGGACAUAGUUUAAACGCAACCCACGAAUGACACUAUUAAUAUCUGCAUGUGAAAAAGGGCAUGGUUGGUUGUUUGUGGAACAUGAUGACGACAAUGAUAACCGCAUGACCAAUCAAUGAAGAUUUUUCAUCUGCACCCCAAUUACUUUGUCACUCAAUGAAGAGUGAGAAUGAGAAUAAAAAAAUAAAACAGUUUUUCAGAUGAAAUAGUCACGUAAACUUGAACAUGUCAGAAACAGGGGUUACCAUAACUGGCUGUUAUCGAACUGAAAUACUGCUUCUACAUUAUGCAAAUAGCUGGCUAUGCCCUUUAAUCCUGUAGCUACCAUUUGGCUGGAAAAAUGGUGACCUGACUUGAGAGGAACAUUCCUUGGUGACACAUUCAUGGAAUAAAAAGGAAGCAAGUAUGAUUAUACAGGCCCUGCUUUUGGAGGAUCAGUUAGCUAGUUCCUUGGGAAUUUGGGGUAAGAUGUAAAAGACCGGUUAAAACAAUUGUGUCACCAAUGGAAAUUUUGAAUUCAAGUCAUUAGCUAGAACAUAUCAUUCCUGAGUCCCUGGUUGCAUUAGAGACAGGAUGGUAUUCCACUAUGCCACCAGGUGAGGAGCAGGUAAGCGGGAGCAAAAACAAGCAGGUCCCGGUGCUAUGCAAUGCAAGGCAAUGCAAGGCAACGCAACAAACCCUUGUGCUACGCAGCGCAAAGCAACACAACACAAGCCUCCUGGACGUCCACUGUCUGUCUGUGGCAUGCUGUCUGUGGUGGGUGGGCUGGGACACCCUCCCUCUGGCUCCUACAGCUAACCCCUGACCCCUGAACUCUGAUCCCUGUGUCCUGUGUUCCACUGCAGAAACAGGACGACGACGAUGAUGAAGGCGAGACAGGCCUGACGGAGGAGGAGAAAGAGGAGGAGGAGAAGGAGGAGGAGAAGCUUGGCAAGCUGCAGUACUCGCUGGACUAUGACUUCCAAGACAGUAAGGUCAGUGGCUGAUAUUUCCCCUUUUAGUCAUUGUAGGCACUGCUCAGCAAAACCUGUAUUAGACUGUUUUACUGCUCAGCAAAACCUGUAUUAGACUGUUUUACUGCUCAGCAAAACCUGUAUUAGACUGUUUUACCGUAUUACAAUAUUUGCAGCAUUGUCAGUAAGACUCCAUCAACUUCUAGGGAUGAGAAAAAAUAUGUGCACAUUUAUCUAUAUGCCAACAGUGCAUUUAUCAUAACCAUUUAAAAUAACACAUCCUAAUGGCUAAAUUGCACCAUAUAUUCAGUCAAUAAAAAAACAAGUGACAUUUUAAGAUUUGUUUACUGAAACCGUAAUAUCAACUAGUUAUAUUAUAUUGUGGAACACAAUCUUCAAAAAGGGUAACCUCAGCAGUGGUGCUUGCUUUUAGAAGUCUUAUGUUAGGAAUCAAAAGGACUACUAAAGGUAAGUUGACUAAUUAAAUAUCAACUUAAAUCAAAUAGCUCAUUAUAUAUUCAGUUUUUUAAAAAAUGAUUUGAAUCAUUCAUUGAAACUGUAAUGAGCUGUGUUACCUGCUCGGCUUUGGCGAGGUCACAGCGCCGCUUUGCAGCGGCAAAAUAUGUGAUGCGAGAUUGCUGCACCUACAUAUGCCUAGUGUGUGAAAAAAAAGUGAUCUAUGGUUAAAGAUUGAGUUCGAGGACUCCAUACCCAUCCCUAUCAACUUCUAGAAGUUAAAGGCAUAGUUAGUCUAAUUGACAGAUUUAUGGAUACCCAGAGAGUAGAGUGGUGGACCUGGUGGUGAGUCAUCCAUCUAGAAAUUAGUGUGUGUUUACUGAGCUCAGCUUUGGUAUUGUUGAGUACAAACCAGUGGGCAUGGUGGGACCCUUGUGGGUAUGCUCCAAAUAGCAUGCCCACAUCCCCUCAAAGUACCUUGAACAAACAAACAUCUUUUAUCAACAUAAACCCUUGAGAGGUUGAGGGUUUAUACGUGUGAGGAUGAUGUGUCAGUUGAUUUUUUAAUAUUUUCUCAGUUGCUGAAAGUGGUCCUUUUUGAAAGAGAAGCAAGGUGCUGUUUGAAGAUGUGUUCCUCAUCCUGAAGAUGGGUUAAGGCCAGUCACGCUAGAUGUUCAGCUUAUCAUAUUCUUCGUUGAUUUCUUCGUGACAUGUCGGUUCUGAGAGUAAAAGCGGCUAUUGAGCUGUCCAAUUAAUUCAGGGCAAAUUCUUAUAUAAGCUUUGCAGAAAAAAACUGCUGCUCUGUAAAAACAUCAGCAGAAUUGCGCACCGACACUUUUGGGGAGUGACAGCUGACAAUUGCUGGAUUUAGGAUUGAUGAAUUAAAAUAUUCAAGAGAGUAGUGAAUCCAGAUCAGGGUUCUGGGAAUGAGAGGGUUUCUCUAGUAUAUUCAGCAUCUUUGUGAAUGAAUGGGUAGAGUCAGUGUUACAGUGACAUAAGUCCAAGAGGAGUGAAAAUGCAGAGUCAUUCUGAAACAAGGAAGUCCCUCAUGAGAUACUGACACAGGACCAGGGCUUGGAGUCGCUGACGCAGGACCAGGUCUUGGAGUCGCUGACGCAGGAUCAGGGCUUGGAGUCGCUGACGCAGGAUCAGGGCUUGGAGUCGCUGAUGCAGGAUCAGGGCUUGGAGUCGCUGACACAGGAUCAGGGCUUGGAGUCGCUGACGCAGGAUCAGGGCUUGGAGUCGCUGACGCAGGAUCAGGGCUUGGAGUCGCUGACGCAGGAUCAGGGCUUGGAGUCGCUGACGCAGGACCAGGGCUUGGAGUCACUGACGCAGGACCAGGGCUUGGAGUCGCUGACACAGGAUCAGGGCUUGGAGUCGCUGACGCAGGAUCAGGGCUUGGAGUCGCUGAUGCAGGAUCAGGGCUUGAGAUGAAAAUGUACAUUAAAGCAGGUCCUUUCUUUCUAACUGAAUCAAUUACUGUGCCUUAAACAUAGUUAAUCUCUCUGUCAUUCAGAGCAUAAUGAUACUUGGCACAAGUACCUCUUUUUCAGAUAUGCAGAACUACUGUAACAUGAUAUUCUGUGACAUUCUGAUGACAUUGCAGCAAAUACAUUUGGCAGCUCUAGUGUGGAUAGCUUGUAUCUAAUCUUGGUCAUCUAAAGGGGCUGUGGUGAUUGUUGUUGGAGCUUUUGGUUGUCAGCCAACAGGCCACAAGUUUAUGUAACAAGGCUGCAGCAUUUUUUUCUGCAGCAGUGACAGGAAGCACACAUUAAUAGAUUAAUGCAUGUUGUUUUCUCACCUGAAAUGGUUGGUUUGUCUCAAUGCUGUCUCUGACCCCUGUCCGCUCUGCCCCACCCCUCACAGCUGACUGUGGGAAUCCUCCAAGCUGCUGAUCUUAUCUCCAUGGACAGCGGAGGAACCUCUGACCCGUACGUCAAGGUCUUCGUCCUCCCAGACAAGAAGAAGAAGUUUGACACCAAGGUUCAAAAGAAAAACCUGAACCCUGUCUUCAAUGAGUCAUUUGUUUUCAAGGUAAGUCAUAACACAGUUUCUAAACCAGGACUGUACUUGCACAGAAGUUAUUUGGAACAUAAAAAGGUAUCAAUCAUCCUGCCAAACUAAAAUGCUGAAAAAUAUUGUGUCUGGCUAGGACAGCGGAGUCUCAAGCUAAAUCUAAUGUAACAGUUUUUGUAAAAGAAUCAGACAUAAGAAGCUACAUGGUAUAAGACUUUGUGGUUGUUGCCUACAUUUCUUUUUCAUUAUGAAGUCACAGUAUGUGUUCUUGUUGUGGUCACGGCAUAGUGUAGAGCAGUGCUGGCCUGCCAUGCCUGCCUGCCUGCCUGCCUGCUAUGUACCCUCUUGCCUGUGUACUAACUGCAGCUUCCUGUACUACUCAAUGAGGUCCAUGGAGACUGAAUAAGCCUCUCAGGGUCAAUGUGAAAGCACUCUGCAAACUUACCACCAUAGUUAAGAACACUAUUGUCUAUUCUCUCAGCAUAACAGUCAUUUAGAGACCUAGAAUGAAAAUACAAAUCUGUAUUAUUGGACCUAGGUAGAGUAGAGACCAUCCAUGAACAGUUUGGAAUUAACAGUAUUUGAAAUCAGAUGCAUGCCUUUAGAAUGUAUUUGUUUUAUAUAUAUGUAUCAUUGAGACCCUUUACCACAGGAAAAUACAUUGAAUGUUUAGACCUGCUUUAGUGUAUUAUACAUUUGUUGGCAAUUUCGACCUGUAAAGCCAGCGCUCUGCUAUAUUCCAACCCUUAAGCCAGGAUCGGUAAUUUCCUGUCUUAUGUGAGCUCGCUUGCGCUGAGGUGAGAGGGGUGGUAAUAUCUGAGGUCUGUUUCAUUUUAUUGAAAACAAGCCUCUCAGUAGGCUACACUUACCAUAACCAAAGCUGGUUCAACAAAAAUGCGUCUGGUGUCUUUCCUAUCCUGGCCAUGCAUUAGCCAAGUAGCCUAUCCAUAAAAUGUUUCUAAAUGGUCUACUUGUGAGACUUUUGCCGUCAUAUUUUGCAUUAUUCAGAAUUCACAUAGGCCUACCUGCAGUGCAUACUCCAUUCAGCUUGCAUCCAUCCCCAUUUCCAAAGAGAGCCUCUUGUCCCGUUAUCAAAGACGCGCUCCUCCAAACAUAUUCAAAUUAUUCAGUCCUAUAACACCAUAUCAAAGGUAGGCCUAGGCUAUAUCUUGCUUAUUGAGAACGUUCCUCACACAUACACUACAAUUUACGGGAGCCUAGAAUUUGUUAUUUGCGUAAAGACAUCCCACUGGGAAAAAACUGGUUGAAUCAACAUUGUUGUCUUUUUGUCAGCAGAACUUUUAACCUAAAUCCAUUGACAUGGUGAAUUAUUUUGUUGAUUUACCAUUGCGUAAGGUUUGUUAAAAUAGAGCCCCAGGUCUGCAAGGGCUGGAGUGAAUCAACAGAACCCAUAUUAGAUACACUAAUUAUGCUUUAGUGCUUUAGAGCUGAAUAAAUCUCUCCUUAGAUGUUUCCUGAGUAAAAACAAAGCUACACAUUAGAAUUCAGCCUAACCCAUUUUCUGCAUGUCCUAUUGUGUGUUGUAAAACUCUUUAUGUAUGUUGGCUGACAUUGUGCCGUAUUACUGAUAUAUCAGUAAUCAAUGUCUUGCCAGCAGCCCAUGUCACCAAGUAACAUGUAUAUUUCUUAAGCUUAUUUUUUUCAUCAAUAUGAACAAAGUCAAAUAGCAUACAGCAGGGACAUGUGGUUUUACAAUCAGAUUUAAUAAUCAAGUUGUGUUGUUGUUGUGUUGUGGUGUUGUUGUUGUUGUUGUUGAUGUGUUCCUUCAUCAGUUACCGUAUGAUGAGCUCGGUGGGAAAACCCUGGUGAUGUCAGUCUUUGACUACGACCGAUUCUCCAAGCAUGACAUCAUUGGAGAGGUGAGGAUCCCCAUGAACACCAUUGACCUGGGACAGCCCAUCGAAGAAUGGAAGGACCUGGAGAGUGCAGACAAAGAGGAGGUAUGCUCUGAAAAGAAACACAACCUAUUUAUGCUAGUCAUCAUUUAUUGAUUGAUCUUUCUGUGAAUCUAUCUAACUAAGCUAAUCGUUGGACGGGAGCGUUGCCCCAUCAGAAUUAACAACAGCCAAGCUCUGACAAUUGUAAUAUGCAUUUUUUGCCUAUCUUUCCCUCUCUGUGUCGUUGCUCUCUCUGUGCUUGCCCUCUCUCUAUCCUUAAUCUCCAUGCAGCCUGAGAAGCUGGGAGACAUCUGUAUCUCUCUCCGUUACGUGCCCACCGCUGGCAAACUCACUGUCUGUAUCCUGGAGGCAAAGAACCUCAAGAAGAUGGACGUGGGUGGACUGUCUGGUACGUUAAGACUUCCACUGGACGUACAGUUUACUCUUGAGAUUCUUAAAGGGUUCUUGAAAGGUUCUUUGCAGUGAGUGAUGGUUCUAUGUAGAACCAUGUCUUCUCAAAGAACCAUUCUCUAUAUAGAACCCUCCCCUUCCAAAUUGUUCUUUACAAUGUUGAAGCAGUCCUUCGCUAGAUGGUUGUGGGUAAUUAUGAAUUCCUGUUCUUUAUGUUGCAUUAUUUCACUUACUGUGUGGUAUCUAUGAUUUUGUUGUUUUAUUCUACCUGUCUUGUGUCUGUGUUUAUGUUCAUGGGUUCUGUUGAGGUGGCUAGUCCGAUACCGUCAGUGAGAAGGGUCUGCAAGUAUAUGCGAGUUUAUAUUUUUGGACUAACUUCAUCAUUUGACAUGGUUGAGUCAGGUUGAUACAACUCCCAGGUGAGAGUAAUUAAGCAUGAUCAACCCCAUAUUACAACACAGUAGCAUAACAAUGUUAAAAACUGAAUAUCUUCAUCAUCAUACAUAUCAUAUACCAAUUACUCGUAGAUAACUGUUACAGAAGUGAAAUGUUUAUGGUGCUAUUCAGAACCAUCUCAUGAAAUAAUUGGAUAUUUUUAACUUCUAUAUAGCACCUUCAAGAAAGGAGUCUACAAAGCCCCAAUAAGGGUGCCGCCCUGGUCACAAAUCAAAGAACCCAAUUUUAGUACUAAAAAUGUAUAGUUUGUCUGCUGUUAAAACAACUUGUGGGUGGACUGUCUGGUAGGGCAAACCACUGGACAUAACAGUAGAUCAUUUCCAACCAAUCAGGCAUGUCAAUCUGCCAUUAAUUAAACAGCUCAGUGAUGCAGAAUCUCUGAUUUAUUUGCAGACAUUGUAUUACUGUAUGUUACAUUAAUGAGCUCUCUGAAUUAUUUUUCUAAUUAGCAAGCAACUCACAUCACGUCACAUGUUUGCUCUGUCGAAGUGAUGCAUUUAAAACAUGAAAUGAGAGAUUGAAUAUCUGUUUUUCUUUCUUUGCAGAUCCCUAUGUGAAGAUUGCGUUGCUGCAGGGAGGCAAGAAACUGAAGAAGAAGAAGACUACUGUGAAGAAGAACACUCUGAAUCCGUACUACAACGAGUCCUUCAGCUUUGAGAUCCCAAUGGACAUGAUGCAGGUACACACACUUUACUGCUAUUGUUUCUUAUUCUCUAGACCUACAACCACAUUUCAAUUUUCGCUAUGCUUUGAUGCUUUACAGAAAUUCAACUAUGAAAGAAAAUCAAUACAAUUCAUUGGAAUUUUUAAGGAAAAUAACACUCAAAAACUAUAUUUUGGUGUUUGUUUCAUUGGUCCACUGUUGAUACAGUUCCAAAAAAUUGUUUUGCUUGUCAGCAAUCAAGUUUUCAAGAUAUAGAACCUUCAAAAUACAGAAAAUGGUCACACUAUGAUGCGACUAUCAUUUUGGAACUGUAUAAACAGUGGACUAAUGAAACAAACACCUAUAGACAGUUUUUGAGUGGUGUUUUCCUUUAAGCCCUAGUAGUUUAAUACCUACUGUAUGCAUAUGAAUGGCUAUGUGAUUAUGUGAGCGCACACAUGUACAAUCUACAACACAUAUACAUGUUUUUCUCUCUUUCCUCUUUAGAAAAUAUUGGUGGUGGUGACAGUGUUUGAUUAUGACAAGAUUGGCAAGAAUGACGCCAUUGGGAAGAUAUUUGUGGGCAGCAAGGCGACGGGCCCUGGUCUGAAGCAUUGGUCUGACAUGCUCUCUAACCCCAGGCGUCCCAUUGCCCAGUGGCACCCACUACAACAGGAGGAGGAUAUAGAUGCAGCAUUGGCAGGAUUAAAUGCAAAAAAGUAA
Molecule: messenger RNA, 10733 nt
Organism: Coregonus sp. 'balchen'
Lineage: Eukaryota; Metazoa; Chordata; Actinopteri; Salmoniformes; Salmonidae
Source: the annotation of a GenBank genome assembly